Penicillium vulpinum is the source of this 2544-nucleotide messenger RNA. RefSeq lists its product as uncharacterized. Bases 1 to 2544 code for a protein of 847 amino acids. The transcript has 4 exons. Gene Ontology annotation, cellular component: Mon1-Ccz1 complex; intracellular membrane-bounded organelle. Gene Ontology annotation, biological process: vesicle-mediated transport. The record is from RefSeq and is a predicted model, not a curated record. NCBI's taxonomy places the organism in Eukaryota, Fungi, Ascomycota, Eurotiomycetes, Eurotiales, Aspergillaceae.
AUGUCAACAUCCACCCCAGAUCCCACUUCAGAUGCAUUUGUCUUUCAACCAUUACUGCUGUUGCCUGUCUGGUGCGACCUGCAGACGCCAUCCAACUAUGCGAUGCCUGAAAGCGAUCAUGAUUCAGUAAUUCCAGCCCAACUUUCGUACCUUGCCAUCUAUAACCCGGCCCUCGGACCUACCGACGAGACGAUAGCGGACCAGAUCGUGUUCUAUACUUCGAAAUCGAGCCAUGCGCGGCGCAUCGAUGGCUCCACGGCAGAAGUUGAAGCAAAAAAAUGUAUUGAGGAUGAAGAGAAUGAGAGAUUGCGCCAAAUAGGUCUGGCGCAGGGCAUGGUCAACUUUGCUAGUAACUUCUCCGCCGGAAAGACACUGGAAUAUGUUGAAACAGACAAAGCGCAGCUGGUUCUGCUUGAGUUGGAGAAGGACUGGUGGAUUGUUGCCUCUAUCGACCUGACUCGAAUUCCCGCCGAUCCACCGCAAAGAUCCUCUUCAUCCCCCGACUCUCCGGCAUUCUAUUAUUCGUCGCGAGAGAUGGCACCCCCACCUCUACUGAUCCAGCAAUUACGUCGCGCCCAUUCGGAAUUCCUCCUGCAUCACGACUUCAAAUUAUACGAUAUCCUGCAUCAAGUCGGCAGGUCCACAUUUUGUCUAUUUCUUGAGCGUUUCUGGGAGAAAUUUGCGUGGAAUUGGGAGCUUCUGUUGACCGGAAACCCAAUUGUCGAUAUCUAUAAUGGCAUCAAACUCUCUGCGGGAGGGGAGUUGGGGAUCGGCGUUGGGGAGGAGGAGUGGGGCAGCGGGGAAAGAGAAGUGCUUGAAGACUUCGUGACAAGGACAGACGGAUUGGUGGACUUGGUUGUCUCCAGGUUUGGGGACCCGUCCCCACAGUUCGAGGGGUCUCCUGCUUCGGGAUCAAAUGACCCAAGUCGAUGGCUUGGGGCCGAUAAUGAUCCUCGACCAUCCGAUGGUGUCAUAUUUACUGGUAUCGGUGCUCUUUCUAGGCACUCAUUGGCGCAUGUGUCACAUUGGAUGCAAUGCAUUUAUCGGUUUGGAGAUGCUGCAUAUGGAGUUGGGCGGGACCCAACCUCGCUGCGUCGCCGUAAACCACGAAAGCAGCGUGGAAGGCAAAUUUCGGAAGAUGCCCCUCCGCCCUUCACUCCAGAUCGCAAAUUUAAGCCAGGCAUACCUCGCCCGCUCAUAAUGGCAGCACCCCAGCCAAUCCCGGACGUCGUUAGGGAGAAUCAAGCAGGAACAAGAAAUGAGGCAUCGCCACUUCGCACUGAGCAAAAGAGCGAGAAUCUAGGGUUCCCAACAGAGGCGGUUAUGAAAUACCUCACUCUUGGAUACGGCUCCUCUUGGAGUUUCUCUCCAAAGUCGACAUCUACGCCGCCUGAAAGUUCUACUCCAACGCGCGAUGAUCCCCAUUCAAACACCUCAACCCCAAAGAAUCAGCCUAUCAGUGCUGUCAAAUCGCCCCAGACCGGCGCAAAAGAUCGAAGCAGUACGAGGAACAGUCCAUCGGGUCAUUUUGUUCUUGGACCUCGUGAUGAUCUGGAAAAAUUGGAUGAUUUAGAAGAGAGAAGCCCAGAGCCCGAAUCCGAGAACAGCAAACCCAAGACUCGGAUAGUGAAUAGAACUCUACAUGUCCACCUGGCAGAUACCACUGCGAGAAAGCUCCAAGUUGUGAUAUAUGUGCAUCAACCAUUCAUGUUUACAUUCCUCUUUGAUCCUCAAACACCAGCAUUAUCAUCACCGUCACUAUACUCAAGCAUGCAUCACCAACUUGGUCCUCUUCAGAAACCCCUUCUAUUAUCAACAUCCCCAACAAUGGCAGCCUCUCGAAUCGCCAUGUCCGAGACCUCCCCAGAUCCUAAUAAACGGUUCUCCACUCGAACCCAGCCAGUUUACGAUCUAGUCUACGACCCAUUCAACCUAACCAUCCGCUCCUCUAUCCCUAACAUCCCCAGCAUGAACAUCAGCUCCCCCUCCACCCAACCAAUCAACUCACCAGCCCGCACCCCGUCCCCCUCUCUCUCCCUAUCAUCAACCCCACCACCCUGGUCCCGCGUUGAGAGCAUAGCAAUCCACCACCGUCUCCUAUCAACGUACACAGACACGCGCUCCCGCCCGCAAGAGCUCGAACGCACAAGCAAAACCCAGCGCGGAUGGUGGGUCGUCUGGGUCCGCAUCCCACACAGCACAGCCCAAACUCCAACUGCGCUGUCCACCACGCCUUCCUCCACUGCCCUUUCAUCCAUGACCAACAACGACGACUCCUCCCCCGCGAAGCAGUCACAAGCGCCAUCUGCUCCCCUGCCUCAGGAGGCCUUCCUCAUCCGAAAAGCGAGCGACUACAUCUCCCCGGCAAACCAUGGCCGUGUCAGCAAUAGCGCUCGCUUCUUCCGUGAUCUAGGUGGCGCGUCUCCUUCCGCUGGAUUGACGGGAUUGUCCCGUACUACGGAUAUGGCGCCGUCGAAGCUGGUUGAAGGCCUUGGUAUGGAUGCUAGACGCUAUAUUGAGGGUCUGCUGAGCUUGAAUCGGUAG